Botrytis porri is the source of this 1665-nucleotide messenger RNA. RefSeq lists its product as uncharacterized. The transcript is spliced from 4 exons. Bases 283 to 1665 code for a protein of 460 amino acids. The record is from RefSeq and is a predicted model, not a curated record. Lineage: Eukaryota; Fungi; Ascomycota; Leotiomycetes; Helotiales; Sclerotiniaceae.
GAGCCCCUCCAUCUUACAUUUUCCAUGUUCCUGCAUAUAUCAAUCGAUUUUGUUAGCCAUAAUGGUUUCAACAUAUGAUUGCCAGUCCAUUUGUUCCAGCAGGUAUUGCGGGCGAACGAAUCAGAUUGGUCUUGGAUGACUUUCAAUCUUUGGAAUCAUCAAAUUGGUGAAUCUUCAUUCCCUCUUGCUACUUGAAUAGCGCCAACAUCGUUCUGCUCCAUAAUGGUACGUCGUCACGGCAAAUUAUCAAAAGGAUUUCAGACUUGUAAGUGAGACGAAGUGAUGCCAACUUGUAAUCAAUGUUUAAAGGCUGGCUGGGAGUGUCCACAAUAUGGAGAUUCUUUGGAAAGAAUGCUCCAGUACUCGGAUGUGAGAGAUUUCGAAAAUUCAGCACGUGAUGAACCUCUGAAUCCUAAGCAAAGGGCUUCCUGUAUGAUAUCAGGGCCGCUCGCAUUCAAGUCUCAAUCACCAUCUAUUAUUCUUCCAAAAGGAAUUUCAAACACUAUCAAUGAUCGUGCAAUUGAUCUCUUUCUUUCUACUCCCAUAUUUCGGGACUCUGGUCCUGUCAAAGGAUAUUACGAGUAUUUAUUCUCUUACUGCAACGAUUCCAAUAUAAGCCAUACACUCUAUACAACCAUCACUGCAGUUUCUUUGGCUGCAUAUGCUUAUGCCUUCAAAUCUUCGUUUCUUCUUAAGAAAGCAUCUCAAUCCUUUGGGUACGCACUCCGUCUUGUCAAUACAGCCUUGUCAUCCAUCGAAGAGGCCACCAAGGAUUGCACUAUCAUGUCCGUAGUUCUGUUCAAUACAUUUGGAGUACUCACCUGUCAGAAUCUAGAUUCCUUGAUGGAUCGUGAUAGGCAUAUAUCUGGUGCAACAUCCAUGAUAAAGUUACGUGGGUUUCGUCAAAUGGAGACUCGGCAUGGACUUCAAUUGUUCCUUCAAAUGAAUUCAAUCCUCCUACAAAGUUGUAUCUGGCAUUCGUUUCGAUUUCCUGAGGAUUUGAUUGAGUUACAGGAACAUGCUGCAAGUUUCUUAGAUGUAAAUGAUCCAGCCUGGAAGUUGAACGGUCUGACAGUGGAAUUGACCACGUUUCGUGCUGAUAUAAAGGACGGUAUAUUUCAUGAACGUUCUUCCAUAAUUAGAGCAGCCAUAGACUUGGACAUCAAGUUUUCGUCUCUCGCGAGUGAGAUGUCCAGAUCACCCCAAUGGAAUUACGAUUCGAUCCCAUCGCAUCUACAUCAGAGAGGGGCAUUCAUUUACCCUAUUGCCAGUAUGGAUUAUUGGCUUUGGUUUACAACAUUACAACAAAUCAUUGAUGACAUUUGUGCAUCGCUACCUCAAUACUAUGGCAAUGUUCCCAAAGUACGUACUUCAUCAGGAAUUAGUGGCUCACCUGAACAAAACUUCAUCACAAGUGCGCUAUCUACUAGUGUCGUUCCUCGUUUCGUUGGUGCUUAUUUUCUUCUUUGGCCUCUACUUAAUUCAGGUCGGAUGACAUUUUCAAAUCUUCAGCGGGAUUGGAUUAUUGGUAGAUGUCGAGUUUUGGGAGACAAGACAGGCAUUCAACAGAUGUUUAUUUUGGCAGAUGUUUUGGAGAAAGGAGAGAUGUUCCCUGUGUAUGAGAGUUGCUUAGCAAAUAAUAUACGAUGGAUCGUAGAUAGUUAG